AUGCAAGCUGGUAGCAAUGACGACGCGGUGGCGGCGCUUCGCCGGCUCGAGGACGCUGCAGUCGAGAUGCACACUGACUUCCGACGAUUGCGACGGGCAAUUGCGGUGCAGCAGCGCCAUGCAUCAGCUCUCCUGGCUCGGGACCCGGAGGCUGCUGCAGUGGGUGUUGCUGUUGGUGCCGUCACCGCACCACUUAGCCACUCGCAUUUUCAGCUCGAGACACAACAGAGACGCGACUUGGCGGCGCGGCACCGACGCGUGGCGGCACUGCUGCAGCGGAAGGCGCUGUUGGGGGAGUUGUGGGAGCGGAUAGUGGUUCGCGAAUGGUACCGUCCAGCUGUAGUUGAGGGUUUCUUUGCCCACACCAUGGCGAGCUUGGCGGCGCUUGAGCGUCGCCUUGACCGUGCGGCAGCGGCGCUGCGGCCAGGGCGGCGUGUACGCACUGCGGCUCCAGCAGCAUUGACAACUCUCGGCGUAACAGAACAACUGCAGCAGCCAUCACAAUCACAACAACAACAACAACAGAAUGCGGGAAACAGUACGUCAGCUGCUCCUGCUGCUGCUGCAGGAGUGGAGCAACUCUGGGUGAGGCGGAGGCGGCAUCUUCGGACAGUCAUCAGUCUGUCCAUCAAGGUCGUUGGAGAGUAUGUUGAGCAACGCGAUAAUAUCAGUAUCAGAAACGAAGCCAAUGACGACGCAAGUGACGACAUGUCCCUUUAUUCCGUCUCCUUCACGGUGGAGGAUUUGUCGGAGGUGAUCCAGUACAUUCUCACAAGUGCGGCAGCGCGACAGCAGUGCCUCGGCGCUGCAUUCACCGCUGUUGCCCAGACGCCAGUGUUCCUUCAGGCGCUCCAGUCAUCACCGCUGCUGCAGCGCCACGCCGAUGCGUUGCGGCUGUGCAACUACCGCUCUGUUCGCCCACUGUGGUGCCGUCACGCGCACUACGCUCAGGCUGUACUGUCCUUGUUGCAGGAGAAAUCCCGCACGACGAGCGACAUGCUUGUGGAGCGGCGCCUGCAGCGGGAGCGUGACGAGGCGCGGUGGCACAGUCUGCGCGCGGCUGUUGUUGCGACGCUGCCGCUGCACCCGCACGACGGUGCCACUGCACGCCAGUCGGCGGAUGACAACACUCCACAGACACGCGCCGAUGCCAUGUUCGAUGCAAGCGAAUGCCCGUUGUGGCUUGUGGUGAACGCGUUACGGCAGCAGCAGGCUGAGGAAGAUAAGGUGGUGGAUGCCGCUGGCAGUUGA
Messenger RNA from Trypanosoma grayi, 1251 nucleotides. RefSeq lists its product as hypothetical. The coding region runs from base 1 to 1251 and encodes 416 amino acids. The transcript has a single exon. The record is from RefSeq and is a predicted model, not a curated record. Lineage: Eukaryota; Euglenozoa; Kinetoplastea; Trypanosomatida; Trypanosomatidae.